Nyctereutes procyonoides (raccoon dog) is the source of this 4042-nucleotide messenger RNA. It is a transcript of the gene PDXDC1, whose product is annotated as pyridoxal dependent decarboxylase domain containing 1. The transcript is spliced from 23 exons. Bases 195 to 2561 code for a protein of 788 amino acids. Lineage: Eukaryota; Metazoa; Chordata; Mammalia; Carnivora; Canidae. Gene Ontology annotation, molecular function: carbon-carbon lyase activity; pyridoxal phosphate binding. Gene Ontology annotation, cellular component: intracellular membrane-bounded organelle. Gene Ontology annotation, biological process: carboxylic acid metabolic process. The record is from RefSeq and is a predicted model, not a curated record.
CCCCCUGCCUCCCAGCGACCCGCAGAUUUCCCACCGCGCGGCGACGCCGGGCGGCUCCUCCUCGUCUCCGCCCCGCCGGCCGCGGCCGCGGGGGGACGUCACUCUGCCAGCGUGGAAACCGCGGCUGGCCGCGGGAGGCGGAAGUAACGCUCGGGCCGCGGGGCCUCCUCUGGGCUCUGCCGGCCGCCUCAGCCAUGGACGCGUCCCUGGAGAAGAUAGCAGACCCUACAUUAGCUGAGAUGGGAAAAAACUUAAAGGAGGCCAUGAAGAUGCUAGAGGACAGUCAGAGAAGAACAGAGGAGGAAAAUGGAAAGAAGCUGGUAUCAGGAGAUAUUCCAGGGCCACUCCAAGGCAGUGGACAAGACAUGGUGAGCAUCCUCCAGUUAGUUCAGAAUCUGAUGCAUGGAGAUGAAGAUGAGGAGCCCCAGAGUACCCGAAUCCAGAAUAUUGGAGAACAAGGUCAUAUAGCUUUGCUGGGGCAUAGUCUGGGAGCUUAUAUUUCAACUCUGGACAAAGAGAAGCUUAGAAAACUUACGACCAGGAUACUUUCAGACACUACCUUAUGGCUAUGCAGAAUUUUCAGGUAUGAAAAUGGCUGCGCUUAUUUCCACGAAGAAGAAAGAGAAGGACUUGCAAAGAUCUGUAGGCUUGCUAUUCAUUCUCGUUAUGAAGACUUUGUAGUGGAUGGAUUCAAUGUGUUAUAUAACAAGAAACCUGUUAUAUAUCUUAGUGCUGCUGCUAGGCCUGGCCUGGGCCAGUACCUUUGUAAUCAGCUUGGGUUGCCCUUCCCAUGUUUGUGUCGUGUGCCGUGUAACACUAUGUUUGGAUCCCAGCAUCAGAUGGAUGUUGCUUUCCUGGAGAAACUGAUUAAAGAUGAUAUAGAACGAGGAAAACUGCCCCUUUUGCUUGUAGCAAAUGCUGGAACUGCAGCAGUAGGGCACACAGAUAAGAUUGGGCGUUUGAAAGAACUCUGUGAGCAGUAUGGCAUAUGGCUUCACGUGGAGGGUGUGAAUCUGGCAACCUUGGCUUUAGGUUAUGUCUCCUCAUCAGUGCUGGCUGCAACCAAAUGUGACAGCAUGACAUUGACUCCAGGUCCAUGGCUGGGUUUGCCAGCUGUCCCUGCAGUCACCCUUUAUAAACACGACGAUCCUGCCUUGACUUUAGUUGCCGGUCUUACAUCAAACAAGCCAGCAGACAAGCUCCGUGCCCUACCGCUGUGGUUGUCUUUACAGUACUUGGGGCUUGAUGGGAUUGUGGAGAGGAUUAAGCAUGCAUGCCAACUGAGUCAGCGGUUACAAGAAAGUUUGAAGAAAGUGAACCACAUCAAAAUCUUGGUGGAAGAUGAGCUCAGUUCUCCAGUAGUGGUGUUCAGGUUUUUCCAGGAAUUACCAGGCUCAGAUCCAGUGCUUAAAGCCAUCCCAGUGCCCAGUAUGGCACCGUCAGCAGUCGGCCGGGAGAGACACUCCUGUGAUGCCCUGAAUCGCUGGCUGGGAGAGCAGCUCAAACAGCUGGUGCCUACGAGCGGCCUCACUGUCAUGGAUCUGGAAGUGGAGGGUGUGUGCAUUCGCUUCAGCCCUUUGAUGACAGCAGCAGUUUUAGGCACCCGGGGAGAGGAUGUGGAUCAGCUUGUAGCCUGCAUCCAGAGCCAGCUGCCCAUCCUGACCUGUACGCUGCAGCUGCGGGAGGAGUUCAAGCAGGAGGUGACGGCUGCAGCAGGUCUCUUGCACGUCGAUGACCCUAACUGGCCCGGAAUAGGGGUCGUCAGGUAUGAACAUGCUAAUGAUGAUAAGAGCAGUUUGAAAUUAGAUCCAGAAGGGGAAAAAAUCCAUGCUGGACUCCUGAAAAAGUUAAAUGAGCUGGAAUCUGACCUUACAUUUAAAAUGGGCCCGGAGUAUAAAAGCAUGAAGAGCUGUAUUUACGUGGGCAUGGCAAGUGAUGAUGUGGAUAUUUCUGAGCUAGUGGAGACCAUUGCAGUCACGGCCCGAGAAAUUGAGGAGAACUCACGGCUCCUGGAAAACAUGACAGAGGUGGUUCGGAAAGGGAUUCAGGAAGCUCAGGUUCAACUGCAGAAGGCAAAUGAGGAGCGGCUUCUGGAAGAGGGGGUGUUGCGGCAGAUCCCCGUCGUGGGGUCCGUACUGAAUUGGUUUUCUCCAGUACAAGCUUCACAGAAGGGAAGGACUUUUAACUUAACAGCAGGCUCCCUAGAGUCCACGGAACACACCUAUGUCUACAAGGUGCAAGGCACGGGAGUCACCCCGCCUCAGACGCCCUCAGGCACUCGCACGAAGCAGAGACUUCCAGGCCAGAAGCCUUUUAAGAGAUCCCUAAGAGGCUCCGAUGCUCUAAGUGAGACCAGUUCGGUCAGCCACGUGGAAGACUUAGAGAAGAUGGAGCAUCUGUCCAGCGGGCCAGAGCAAGAUGCCCUGGAGACCACCAGCCCUGAGCCCCCUCCCGGGGCUCCCAGCCCGCAGGAAGCUGAGCCACUGGAAGCCCCCCAGAGCAGGGUGCAGCACCCAGAAGAUGACCGUCCACAGGUAGAAGAUGCAGAGAGCUUGAGAUAAAAUUCAGUGUUUUGCUUUGAGACCAUACCGAGUAUUGUUUCAGGGGAGAGGACAUUAGACUGAGAAUGUGAGCCGUGCCACACACGAAUGCAAGAGAGGUUCCUGGUGUUUGUGCUUACCUGGGACUUUUGCACAAAUACAUGCCUGAAGGCCAGGCUUUUUAGAAGGGCAACUGACUUGUCUCCUUCCGUGGGUAUGUAGAACAACUCCUACGUCUGUCUACCCAGCUGUAGUUCACACCGUUCCCCGCCCCCAGGUCACCAUAAACACUUGGGUUCACGAAGAACACCUGGAAUUUCAAGUGCCCGCCACUUGAAACACUUCCACUGACCUUUCUAAACAUCAGUGUAAGACCACAUACGAGGUUCCAUGUAACUUUUCAUUAAGACCGUUGUCUUUAGAACUCUCUGGGCUCUCCGCUGUUCUGCUGCCCAGGGGUGAGAGCAGUCUUUGCCCUCAGUUUUCAUGGUGUUCGGUCCGGUCAGGUUGCAGUGUACAGCGGGCUUGGAUUUGGCUUGAAGGAGAAAGGAUUCAAUGGGAUUGUGAAGGAGAGAGCCGGCGCCGCACCGGCCAGCCCCGCCGCUCUCUCCCGGGACGCGGAGUGAGGGCCCAUGAACCGGGCAGCGCUUCUGGCUGUGACGUCCCCUCGGCCACAAAUCCAUUUCUCCCUUUAUGUACUAUUUGUAAACAAACUAAAGGACUAUCUAUUGAGUAACUGUAAAACUCUUGACCAUAUAUAUGUAUAUUUUUAAAUAUUGGUAAAGCUUUUAAAUUGGCACACGGGUACAGAUUGUGCUCAUUUCUAUGUUUAAUAUCUGAAAAUCCGAUAGAGAUGCUACUCUUAGCCUAACAUUAACUAUGCUGUGUAGCACCCAGUUAAGUUUCGAUUCUAAGAUAAGUAUAUCUCCGACCCGUUUCACAUGGGAGCUUCUCACCCCUUUGGGCCCAACUCAGAAACCAGAACCAGAAAACUAAUCUCACUCAGGCUGCUCAAGCCAGACCACUGCAGAAAUAACUGGAAGUAAGCCCUUAAUUCUGCCCGUUUCUACUUCUCCAGCAGUACUGCAUCUCAUUUGUCCUAGGUAACGGCCCCUGUGCCUUUAGCCCAGCAAAGUCAAGCUACGGGACCCCUCAGGAUGGUGGGGAUUCACACUGGGUUUGUGGACUGUUGUGUUGGAAGCCUUAGUUACACCAUAUUAAGCCUAUAAUUAGACUCUGAUUGGAUGUGAUUUCUGACAUUUGGCAGUUGUCGAAAUGUAAUUUUUUUUUUGGGUGCAGAUGAUUCAAGUCUUCCCUGUUUAUUUGGUGCAAUGAAGUAUAGCAGAUAAAAUGGGGAAAGGGGAAAUUAUCACCUUUAACAAGAUUAAUUUUUAAAUGUUUUUAUAUAUAUUUGAAUUGUUAAAUUGGUUUUGCUGAAACAGACUUUCACCCUUAAAACACUAUUUGAAUGUUGGUUUCAAUAAAGGUUCUUGAAAUUGUUA